This is a messenger RNA of Dendrobium catenatum, 486 nucleotides long. RefSeq lists its product as uncharacterized. The coding region runs from base 1 to 486 and encodes 161 amino acids. NCBI's taxonomy places the organism in Eukaryota, Viridiplantae, Streptophyta, Magnoliopsida, Asparagales, Orchidaceae. The transcript has a single exon. The record is from RefSeq and is a predicted model, not a curated record.
AUGACCAAUAGGUCUACAGGUACCUCCCCUUUCAGUAUCGUAUAUACGAAAAGUCCUAAUACAGUCUUGGAUGUGGCGGUGUUACCAAAGUGUCAAUCCAAGGCGGCGGCCACCUUCACGGACCAGUUCACAGAUAUGUUGUUCAAAGUGCGCCAACAGUUGAUUCAAACAAACCAAAAAUAUAAACGGGCCGCGGAUGUCCAUCGUCGUCAGCGCAUAUUCAAUGUAGGGGAUCUCGUGAUGAUCAGGCUCCGCCGAGAACGAUUUCCGGUGGGCCAAUAUUCAAAGUUAGCAAGGAGAAAGAUUGGUCCACUACCAAUUUUGACGAAAAUAAACGAUAACGCCUAUACCGUGGCAUUACCGGCUGACUGCAACACUUCUCCAACCUUUAAUGUAUCUGAUAUCUGGCCGUAUUUUCCUCCCGAUGAUGGCGUUCUUCAGUUCAGCUCGUCGGAGUCGAGCUCUUCCGACACCGGGGAGGACUGA